Bemisia tabaci is the source of this 1439-nucleotide messenger RNA. Lineage: Eukaryota; Metazoa; Arthropoda; Insecta; Hemiptera; Aleyrodidae. The record is from RefSeq and is a predicted model, not a curated record.
GGUGAAUCUUGGCGGCAAAUACGUAAAAUUGUGAACCCAAGCUUCCGAACAAACGUACUGGCAUCUUUUGGUGACAGUUUCAGUUAUCACACGAAAACAUUUGUUGAACGGCUUGAGAAACACUCCGGCUCGGGGUGCGACGUUGAUCUAUUUGUACCUGUUCACUUGUGCACAAUUGAUUUUAUUUGUGAGAACAUGAUGGGUUGUCGCAUGGAUGUUCAAAAGAAAAACUUGACCCACAUAUCAACUAAUUUGGAGAAAUCGACGCAAAUGAUCUUUACGAGAAUGUUUAACAUACUUUUGCAACCGGAUUUACUGUAUUCUCUCCUUGGAAAACAGAAAGAAAUAGAAGGUUUGGUGAAAGAUAUGAGAGCUCUUGCAAGAGAGAUGGUGGAACUUCGAGCAAAGCACAGAAAUGAUAUCAAGAACUCAGAAGACACAGCAGAACCAGUCCAGAUAUUCAUGGAGAGUUUACUAAACAGUGUCGAAUCUGGAGCUCUCACAAAAGAGAGAGCCGUCGAUGAAACUGUUGAAAUGUUUAUUGCGGGCUCUAUCACCACAGCAACAACGAGUGCUUGGAUCUUCAAGAUACUUGCAAUGCGGCCUGACAUCCAAAAAAAAGUCUUUGAGGAAAUUCAGGAGACAUGCAGCCUUGACAAGCAAGAAAUCUGCCUUGAUGAAGUAUCAAAGCUCGAAUAUUUGGACAUGGUUGUGAAAGAAACGCUGAGGCACUUUGCUGUUCCUUUCGUCGGUCGCCAACUUGUUGAGGACCUUAAAGUUGACGAGACAACCACAAUUCCUGCAGGCGUCCAAGUUAUGCCGGUAAUCUUUUCCUUGCAUCAUAAUCCUGAAUAUUGGCAAAAACCAAAGGAAUUUUACCCUGAACACUUUUCCCCGGUGAACGAACGCAAACGAGUAAAGGGUGCAUUUGUUCCGUUCUUAAGUGGACCAAGACACUGCCCUGGGAACAAAUACGCUCUGCAGUCCAUCAAGUUCCUCGUUGCCAACACUCUACUCCACUACGAGUUCUCCUCCGAUGAAAAAUCGCCAGAGGACUUUUUCAACGCCAACUACCGCAUUUUGUUCAUGAUGUGGCCGUCUUCUGGAUUCCGCGUCAAGAUUAAGAAAAGGCUUGUCCAAGGUCUCAGCAGUCUCGCUGGUUAGGCUUUAACUUUUGGGCACUUCAAAGAAGACAGAUUUGACUGAAAAACGACCAAGUGUACCUGACCAAAGAUGAAACCUUUGAAUUUUAGGCACUAGUUAGUUACAGCCUAGUACUAUGCCCGGCUGUGCCAUUCUCACAAGCAAGGCCAAGUCCACUUAAAAGGAUACAAGUCAAGAUGGCCUAUUGUGAUGAGAAUGCUCCUUUGGGCCCAAAUUGAGGCCCUUAAAGAAGAAUUUGCUGUACUGCCAUGCUAAGGAAGAGCGCCGUAUGAACA